ACAUGAACAAAGGUCUCUGGUUUUCCUAGGCAGAGGACCCUGCGGCCUUCUGCAGUGUUUGUGCCCCUGAGUACUUGAGAUUAGGGAGUGGUGAUGACUCUUAAAGAGCAUGCUGCCUUCAAGCAUCUGUUUAACAAAGCACAUCUUGCACCACCCUUAAUCCAUUUAACCCUGAGUUGACACAGCACAUGUUUCAGAGAGCAGGGGGCUGGGGGAAAGGCCAUAGAUCAACAGCAUCCCAAGGCAGAAGAAUUUCUCCUAGUCAGAACAAAAUGGAGUCUCCUAUGCCCACCCCUUUCUACACAGACACAGCAACAAUCUGAUCUCUCCUUCCUUUCCCCACACUUCCUCCCCUUCUCUUCAACGAAACCGCCAUCGUCCUCAUGGCCCGCUCCCGAUGGUCGCUGUCUCUUCGGAGCUGUUGGGUACACCUCCCAGACAGGGCAGCCGGGCAGAGGCGCUCCUCACCUCCCAGACAGGGCGGCUGGGCAGAGGCGCCCCUCGCUUCCCAGACGGGGCCGCCCGGGCAGAGGCGCUCCUCUCCUCCCAGACGGGGUGGCCGGGCAGAGGCGCUCCUCACUUCCCCGACGGGGCCGCCCGGGCAGAGGCGCUCCUCAGUUCCUCCCAGACCGGGUGGCAGCCGGGCAGAGGCGCUCCUCACCUCCCAGACGGGGCGGCCGGGCAGAGGCGCUCCUCACUUCCCCGACGGGGCGGCCGAGCAGAGGCGCUCCUCACUUCCCAGAGGGGGCGGCCGAGCAGAGGCGCUCCUCACUUCCCAGAGGGGGCGGCCGGGCAGAGGCGCUCCUCACUUCCCAGACGGGGCGGCCGGGCAGAGACGCUCCUCACUUCCUCCCAGAUGGGGUGGCGGCCAGGCAGAGGCGCUCCUCACCUCCCAGACAGGGCGGCCGGGCAGAGGCGCUCCUCACUUCCCAGACUGGGCGGCCGGGCAGAGGCGCUCCUCACCUCCCAGACGGGGCGACCAGGCAGAGGCGCUCCUCACUUCCCAGACGGUGUGGCGGCUGGGCAGAGGUGCUCCUCCCUUCCCAGAUGGGGCAGCCAGGCAGAGGCGCUCCUCACUUCCCAGACGGUGUGGCGGCCGGGCAGAGGUGCUCCUCCCUUCCCAGAUGGGGCAGCCAGGCAGAGGCGCUCCUCACUUCCCAGACGGUGUGGCGGCCGGGCAGAGGCGCUCCUCCCUUCCCAGAUGUGGCAGCCAGGCAGAGGCGCUCCUCACUUCCUCCCAGACGGGGUGGCGGCCAGGCAGAGGCGCUCCUCACUUCCCAGAGGGGGCGGCCGGGCAGAGGUGCUCCUCACUUCCUCCCAGACGGGGUGGCAGCCGGGCAGAGGCACUCCUCACCUCCCAGACGGGGCGGCCGGGCAGAGGUGCUCCUCAUCUCCCAGACGGGGCGGCCGGGCAGAGGUGCUCCUCAUCUCCCAGACGGGGCAGCCGGGCAGAGGUGCUCCUCAUUUCCUCCCAGACGGGGUGACGGCCGGGCAGAGGCACUCCUCACCUCCCAGACGGGGCGGCCGGGCAGAGGCGCUCCUCACCUCCCAGACGGAGUGGUCAGGCAGAGGCGCUCCUCACUUCCCAUAUGGGGUGGCGGCCGGGCAGAGGUGCUCCUCACUUCCUCCCAGACGGGGUGGCAGCCGGGCAGAGGCGCUCCUCACCUCCCAGACGGGGUGGCCGGGCA
Molecule: messenger RNA, 1688 nt
Organism: Pongo pygmaeus (Bornean orangutan)
Lineage: Eukaryota; Metazoa; Chordata; Mammalia; Primates; Hominidae
Product: collagen alpha-2(I) chain-like
Exons: 2
Coding region: 384-1484 (366 amino acids)
Source: RefSeq, a predicted model, not a curated record